This is a messenger RNA of Notolabrus celidotus (New Zealand spotty), 1963 nucleotides long. RefSeq names its product tumor necrosis factor receptor superfamily member 14-like. Lineage: Eukaryota; Metazoa; Chordata; Actinopteri; Labriformes; Labridae. Bases 257 to 1189 code for a protein of 310 amino acids. The transcript has 10 exons. Gene Ontology annotation, biological process: positive regulation of T cell migration; defense response to Gram-negative bacterium; apoptotic process. The record is from RefSeq and is a predicted model, not a curated record. Gene Ontology annotation, molecular function: transmembrane signaling receptor activity; protein binding. Gene Ontology annotation, cellular component: membrane; external side of plasma membrane.
AAAAGACGAGAAAAAAAAACAAAAACGGCUCCCAGUCAGGAGCCGGCUCCCGUCGUUCACUUCAAAGAGCCGGCUCUUAGAGCCGUAUCGUUCGCGACCGACACAUCACUACAGCACAGAAGCAGUACAGUCACCCGCAGUGUCUCACCCGGUCUCACCGUGUCCUGAAGUUUUAAGAGGGAGUCCUCAUUUUAGAUUUAAUGUCUUCAUCUAAACCUCAGCGAGAGGACAACAUCUCUGAUCCUCGAACACCAGGAUGUUUCCAACAAAGCUUUGCUCCCUGCUGGUGGUUUUUAUGAUAAUAAUAAUCUCCAGAGGUCAAACCCUCGCCUGUUCAGAGACAAAGUACCAGGUUGGAAAUGAUUGCUGUAGUCUUUGUGGCAAAGGAGAGCAUCUAAAGACUGAGUGUAAAGGAGACAUAGACACGUCCUGUAAGCCCUGCGCUGACGGAACCUACAUGGAUGAACUGAACAGUCUCAACAGCUGUUACCCCUGCUUUAAAUGUGAUGAAGGUUCUGGAGUGAGGACGAAUACGUCGUGCACCAGAACAUCAGACACCGUCUGUGAACCACUGGAGGGAUUUUUCUGCAAUCGGUCUACAGAGCACAGCUGUCUGACUGCACAGAGACACAGGAUCUGUAAACCAGGACAGUACAUCAGUCAGAACGGAACCUCUAUGACAGACGCUGUGUGCUCUAAUUGCACUAAUGGAACAUUUUCUGACGGGACAUUUCCAUCCUGUCGGACACACACACAAUGUGAAUCACUGAAUAAACCAGGAAAUAAAUCAGCUGAUGCUGAGUGUGGAGAACCAGGACCAGGGAAGACUGGAUGGAACGUUGUUGUCGUUGUCGUUGUCGUUGUCGUUGUCGGUGUCGUUGUCGUUGUCGUUGUCGUUGUCGUUUUGUCUGCACUUGUAGCGCUGCGUUACAGAGAGAAGAUAAAAAGAAGUCUAAACAGUGGAACCAAAGAUAAAGACGAUCGUUCUGGCCGGGAACGAGGGAGUGAAGAAGGAACAGCAUCAGGGAGAGAUGAAAAUCUCCCAGAGGAAAGAGAGAGAUUAAAUGGCAGACCACCCGGAGAGGAGAGUCAGGACAGAGCAGAGGACCAGUUGAGACAGCAGAGUGUUUCAGUUGGGAUGGAUCAGACCAGAAAAUGCAGACAGUUUCUUGGAUACCACAGAGUGUGAUCCGUUCUAACGCAGCAGGAUUCUGGUUCAUAAAGGACCUCAGUCUGAGCGCUCAGUGUUCUGCAGCUGAAUGAAUCAGGAGCCUUUCUUAUGCUGACUGAUGCUGACUGAACGUGAAGGCUUGCAGACACUGAGGUUUGAGAAUUUGAAAAACAUUUACAAUGAAAGCUGUUUGCUUUCGAAGCAUUCAGAUCAGAAUCAGAAAUACUGUAUUUAUCCCGGAGGAACAUUCAGUCAUUGGUCAGACCCCGGUCUGUAGUCCUUCAUGUCGUAAGGGCACGGUAUUUUGGGGACAGGAACAAGGCGGCACGUCUUCCACAUCACAGGAACCCUCAGACUUUGUAUUAUCAGUGAUAAUACGGGUCGUUGACAAACAUUUAUCAUCAUCAUUUUCUUUGAUGAAAUUAACACCGGUUCACAGUGAAGGAAUGAAGGAGUAAAAUACUGACAGAAUAAAUAAUAAAACAUGAGAAAUGCUGUGAUGGAAAAAAGUCUUCCACAUUCCAAAAGUUUGACUUAUUUGAAUCCUGUGUGUAAAAAGGUCAAUACAGUUUACAGUUUCUUUAAAUGUGCAUGUCUUGUUGGAGAUAUCAUUAAGAAAUGUAGUUCUUGGGGCGCCGUUGGCCGUUAUUUAAGUGCGCCCCAUGUACAGAGGCUAUCGUGGAUUCUGCCCAGGCCUUCUGAGAGUUGUUUCCGUGCUGCCACAUUUUAAAGUGUAAAUGAGAUCUGAUGACGAUUGUAUCCACUUUAUAUUAAAGUCUCAGAGAAAGCAGA